Strongyloides ratti is the source of this 1377-nucleotide messenger RNA. Its product is annotated as Nucleolar pre-ribosomal-associated protein 1. The transcript is spliced from 4 exons. The record is from RefSeq and is a predicted model, not a curated record. Gene Ontology annotation, biological process: maturation of LSU-rRNA from tricistronic rRNA transcript (SSU-rRNA, 5.8S rRNA, LSU-rRNA); maturation of 5.8S rRNA from tricistronic rRNA transcript (SSU-rRNA, 5.8S rRNA, LSU-rRNA). Gene Ontology annotation, cellular component: nucleolus. NCBI's taxonomy places the organism in Eukaryota, Metazoa, Nematoda, Chromadorea, Rhabditida, Strongyloididae. Bases 1 to 1377 code for a protein of 458 amino acids.
AUGGUUGUUAUGUCUGAUUCAGAUGACGAUGAUAUUAAAAGUCAAUCUAAAUUUGAGAGGUUAAAAUUAGAAUUAGUUAAUGAAUUUCGUGAUACUACAAAAAUUAUUAAGAAAAUAUGGAAAUUUGUUAAUAAACACAUAGAUAGUGAUGAAGAAAGAAAUGAUAUAAUAAAUGUUUGUGAAAAAUUAGACUUUAUUCCUCUUCUUCUUUUUAAUUAUACUGAAGAAAAUUAUGGUAUUUCAUUGUCUAAAUUUAUGCCAUUUUCAAUUGGAGAAAAAGCAAAGGAUUACUAUGAAAAUUUACAAAAAUUAGGAGUUAUUCUUCACCAACGUCAGUCUUUUUCUGAAGCAAUAGACCAACUUGACAUAGAACGUAUGAAAUUUUCAAUAAAAACUUUAUCUACUAUAUCUUUAUUAUCUAAAAAUGUUCAACAUCAUGUUUAUGAUCCUCGAUUUUUAUUACGCAUGUUUUGUACUAUGCUUGAACCUGGAUCGGAUUUAAGUUUAACUUCUUUGGAUGAUAGUGAUUUACGUGGAUUAGGAUAUGUUUGUCUUCAAAGAUUUUUUGGACACUUAAACUUAUUAACUACUGAUAGAUUUGAAACUAAAAGAUUGAUUCAACAAUUAAUUAGAUUAUUCAAGGAAAGUGUUACAUCAGUUAAUCAAAAAGUACCUCAUAUAAUUUCAUAUUUUUUUGCCAAAGCUUCAAUAGAAUUAUAUGAUCCAACAUCUCAAUUAUUUUCUAGAAUAGUUAAUUGUGUUAUUAGUUCACCAAUUAUAUCUUUCUCUCAACCAUUACAAUUUUAUAAUAUGCUUGAAAGUUGUCCUGCUGAUAAACCUAAUAUUGAAACUGAAUGGAUUUUGGAACUUUUAUCUGUCUCAAUUAUUGAUAUGGAAGAUUUUACUAUUCUUGAACGUAUUGGAGGAUUCAAAGCAUGUCUUUCAUUAUAUGGUUCUGAAAUUUCUUCUAUUCCUGUGAGAAAAAAUAUACUUAUUCUUAUAAACAAUAUUACUAGUAAUUCAGAGUGUUCCUUGAUGCUUCUUAGAGUAUAUAAUAUUCAUGCUUGGAUAAUACAAGUUAUGAUAAAUGACAAGGCAUCUAAUUGGGAGUGUUGUUUUUUGUCACGUAUAUUUUUUAAAAUUUGUUUAUCUUUCAAAAAUUAUACUCUAGAGGGAGUAUCUAAUGCGGAUUAUGAAAAGAUGGUAUAUUUAUCUCAAUCAUUAAAAUUUGUUGGUAGUAUUAUUUUACAAAAAUUUAAAACAGCAUUUAGUCAACAGUUGAAUUCAUUGAAAGAUAUUUCACAAAAAUUAGAUAACUCUAAGCCUGAACAAUUAGAAGAAUUGUUAAAUGAAGAAUGGAUAAUUAAUAAAGUUUAA